This is a messenger RNA of Serinus canaria (Common canary), 2964 nucleotides long. RefSeq names its product flavin-containing monooxygenase 5. Lineage: Eukaryota; Metazoa; Chordata; Aves; Passeriformes; Fringillidae. The transcript has 9 exons. The record is from RefSeq and is a predicted model, not a curated record. The coding region runs from base 907 to 2532 and encodes 541 amino acids. Gene Ontology annotation, molecular function: N,N-dimethylaniline monooxygenase activity; flavin adenine dinucleotide binding; NADP binding.
UGCUGCACUUAGGCUAGAUGUCGAGCAAAUGGCCCCAGAGUCAUUGGGAAAGGAUAGUGGCACUGAAGGAUUGAUCAUUCAGUGGGCAACAGGGUGAGCAGCUCCCAGCAGCAGCCUGCUCCUCAGGCUCUUGUCCAGAGCUUCCCAGUUCCUUUUUCCCUGCACAGGGUCUUCAGUUUCUUAGGGGGUACAACACAUUCACAGCAAUUCCUGAUCAAUAGCAUACUCCAGACUGCAGAGAGUCCUGCAGAGCCAGCCCCUUCCCAACAGCCCAGAAAUACACCCAGCCCCAGGUCUGAGCCUUGCUUGCACCUCCUCCAGCAAGAGGCCCUGGCUAUGCCAACCACAGCCACGGCUCCCUGUGCUCCAAGCAGGCUGGUUUUCCUCCCCUGGCACCACUGGUAGCCUGUUUUUCACAGAGGGCUGCUGGUCCUUGGCAGGAGGGGACCACAAGGAACCUCUGUAAUGAGCUGGGGCCGAGAUUGAGCCAGAAAAUCAUAGAAUGCAUUUCAGCAGGGACCACAGCCAGGCAGGGAGUGAGGGCUCUAGACUGAGCUCAGAUAAUCAGCUUCAACAGUGCUCCUGGCAUGUGGGUAAAGGGAUUGGGCCCAGGUGAGGUUCUUUGUGGUCAUUGAGGUCUGUUAGUGCACUCAGGCCCUGGCAAGCACCAAUUUAGUCAUAUUAAGACCAGGCAGUGUUAAUGUGUGUUGUAAUGAGGUUUCAUAGCAACAGCAGAGUGGUGGAGAGCUAUGCCUGUACCUGUUGCCCUUGGGCAGUCUGUGCAGAGGUUGCAAGAGCCAGAAGCCAGCUGACAGCAGAGCAGGAAGAGUAGCACUUCGAGUGUUGCCAGCUCUCCAUUCCUGUGCGGAUCCCUUGCUUGGCAGAGAGCCGGUGGUGGAGCGCAGCAUGGCAAAGAAGGUGGCCAUCAUCGGCGGGGGCAGCAGCGGGUUGUGCGCCAUCAAAGCCUGCCUCCAGGAGGGGCUGAAGCCCGUCUGCUUCGAGAGGACAGGCGACAUCGGAGGCCUCUGGAGGUUUGAGCUAGAGCUGAGCUGUGCCCCGCUCCCACAGGAGAACCCCGAGGACGGCCGUGCCAGCAUCUACCGCUCCGUCAUCAUCAACACCUCCAAGGAGAUGAUGUGCUUCAGCGACUUCCCCAUCCCUGAAGACUUCCCCAACUACAUGCACAACUCCAAGAUCAUGGAGUACUUCCGCAUGUACGCCCAGCACUUCGACCUGCUCCGCCACAUCCGCUUCAGGACCAGCGUGUGUCGCGUGUCCAAGCGCCCCGACUUCGCCAGCAGCGGGCAGUGGGAGGUGGUGACGGAGAGCGAGGGGAAGCAGGAGGCGGCCAUCUUUGACGCCGUGCUGGUGUGCAGCGGGCACCACACCAACGCUCAUCUCCCACUCAGCUCCUUCCCAGGAAUUGAGAAGUUCAAGGGCCGCUACCUCCACAGCCGAGACUACAAGGAUGCUCAGGCUUUCACAGACAAAAGGGUUGUGGUCAUCGGGAUUGGGAAUUCGGGGUCAGACCUGGCUGUGGAGAUCAGCCAAACAGCCCAGCAGGUCUUCCUCAGCACUCGCCGGGGUGCAUGGAUCUUCAACCGCGUUGGAGAUCGAGGCUACCCCAUUGACACCAUCUUAACCACCCGCCUGAAGACAUUCCUGCAGGGGCUGUUCAGCCCAUCCGUGGCAUGUGACUACAUGGAGAAGAAGCUGAAUGCCAGGUUCGAUCACUCACGUUACGGCCUGAAGCCGAAGCACAGGGUCUUUCACCAGCACCCAACCAUCAACGACGACCUGCCCAACCGCAUCAUUUCAGGCAGGGUGCGGGUGAAGCCAAACAUCCAGGAGUUCACAGAGACAUCUGCCAUCUUUGAGGAUGGCACCAGGGAAGAUGUCGAUGCCGUAGUUUUUGCCACAGGAUACAGCUUCUCCUUCCCGUUCCUUGAGGGCUGCGUGAAGGUGGUGGAGAACCAGAUUCCCCUCUACAAAUUCAUGUUCCCCCCUGACCUGGAGAAGCCAACGCUGGCUUUCAUUGGCCUCAUCCAGCCCCUAGGAGCCAUCAUGCCCAUCUCAGAGCUCCAGUGUCGCUGGGCCACCCGUGUCUUCAAAGGGCUGAACAAGCUGCCCCUGCAGCACAACAUGGAGGCCGACAUUGAGCAGAAGAAAGAAGCGAUGGCAAAGCGGUACGUGAAGAGCCAGCGGCACACCAUCCAGGUGGAUUACAUCCCUUACAUGGAUGAGCUCGCCUGCCAGCUGGGGGUCAAGCCGAACCUGCUCUCCCUGUUCCUCACAGACCCCAAGCUGGCCAUGGAGGUGGCCUUUGGUCCCUGCACGCCGUACCAGUACCGGUUGCGGGGCCCGGGCGCAUGGGCAGGUGCCAGGGAGGCCAUCCUCAGCCAGCAGCAGCGCAUCCUCAAGCCUCUGCAGACACGACACGUGGAAGAGAGCACCUCAGCCCCUGCCAUGCCCCUCAUCUUCAAGCUGAUUGGGGCUAUGGCCAUCCUGGCAGCUGUUUUUGCUUACUUGUAGGUGCCCUGCAAGCUCAAGAAGGGAGGCUUUUGUCCUGGGGUGACUCCCUAAACCAGGACAGCUUUGCAAUGUGCUGUGGGACUGGCUGGCCACCCCUGCCCCUUGGCAGCCUACCUGGUGGCAGAAACCUUCCUCCUGCCUGGCAUGUUCCAGCUCUGACCACACCAGGAACGAGAGAUGCACAGAACCUCCCCAGCUGCCAAAAUAAUGCUUGGGCUCUUGCUCCUCACCUCCCCUUGGGGAAUGCUGUCAUGGACAAAGGUGGAAAUGUGCUCACUGCAGGCUAAAUUCCAGUCCCUCUCAGCCAGCGCUCCAGGCUUUUCUGUCCCCUGUAACCCAGCCAUGCCAAUUUUGCCACAUGCACACCAGAGCUAAGCAGCAAAGGCACAGCACACUUUCUAAGUGGAUAAAUGCAAUAAACGGAUAUCCAAG